Molecule: messenger RNA, 1258 nt
Organism: Medicago truncatula (barrel medic)
Lineage: Eukaryota; Viridiplantae; Streptophyta; Magnoliopsida; Fabales; Fabaceae
Product: probable F-box protein At4g22030
Exons: 2
Source: RefSeq, a predicted model, not a curated record
AUGGUUAGUAUACAAUUCUCAGCAGCAGCUAAUUUAUCUUCUUUGAGGACAGUUAAUGCUGUUAUCCAUCUUCCAAAACUCCCAAUCUUGGAAGUUGUUUCUGACAGAAUUGAAAUGCAUCACAACAUUUGUGAACUACGUAACAAUUGGAACACUCUUCUCUUGAAUUCCAUCAACAUGAUUACUCUCACUGCUACAACCAUGUCUGGUCUUGCUGCUACUGUUCCCACUACUUGCUCAGAUUCAUCACUUUUGGCUUUGAAGUUAUCUUCUGCUCUUUUGUUUUCUGCAGCCACCGGAUUGUUGCUUAUCAUGAACAAAAUCCAACCUUCUCAAUUGGCCGAGGAGCAAUGAAACACUACAAGAUUGUUCAAGCAACUUCAAAGUCAAAUCCAAACAAAAAUUGCUCUUGGAAAUUCUACUAAAGAAGAUGUCAAAGAAGCUAUUGAAAAAGUUUUGGCACAUGAUAAAGCACACCCACUUCCUUUAUUGGGAGCAAUGCUUGAAAAUUACCCUGCUAAAUUUGUUCCUGCUAAUUGGUGGCCUUCCAAAAAAGGAAAAACACAAAGCAAGAAAAUAGGGAAAAUGAACAACGGAUGGAGUAAAGAAUUAGAAAUGGAAAUGCAGGAAGUUGUUGAAGUGAUAAAGAGAAAAGAUGCUGAAGAUUAUAACAGGCUUGGAAACAUAGCUUUGAAGGUAGACAAGAGUUUAGCAAUUGCAGGGCCAUUACUCACAGGAAUUGCCGCUAUUGGAUCUACAUUUAUAGGCAAUGGCUCUUUGGCUGCCUUUGUUCCUCUAUUGGCUGGUUCAUUGGCUUCUGCAGUUAAUACUUUUGAGCAUGGUGGACAAGUUGGCAUGGUUUUUGAAAUGUAGAGCUUCUGGUGGUUUUUCAACUUGUUAGAAACUUCAAUUGAAUCAACUUUGGGAGAGAAAGAUUUAGAGAAAAGAGAAAAUGGAGAGCUAUUUGAAAUGAAAAUGGCUUUGCAAUUGGGAAGAAAUGUAUCAGAGCUGAGGGAACGUGCCACAAAAUCAGCUUCUUGUCGCAUCGAAGGUGUUGACAUAGAUGAAUUUUCCAGCAAGCUAUUCUGAGAUAAUCUUCAAUAUUAACACAUUAUUUUGUUCUUUCAUGUAUAGAUCCUAAUUCACAUUAUUUUAUGUAUAUUCAUUGUUAGUACUUUGACAUAGAAAGCAAAUGUAAAGAUAGCCAACAGAGAUCUGAUUUUGCAAAUAUAAUUUCAAACUUCAUCCUCUAAUUGAG